Molecule: messenger RNA, 477 nt
Organism: Oppiella nova
Lineage: Eukaryota; Metazoa; Arthropoda; Arachnida; Sarcoptiformes; Oppiidae
Source: the annotation of a GenBank genome assembly
AUGUUUAGCGCAUUCAAUGCAUACACCGGUCGCCAUAGGGAUGAUGCACUGUGUGUGACGUUAUUGACUACCAGUGCUUCAGACUUUGUCAGUUGUGUCAGCGGUUGUGAGCGUGGUGUCUGUGGUGAUGACCGCGAGGUGGCGUGGCGCUUAUGGAUAGGUUUAGUGCUUAUGUUGAGUGAAUGCAUGACUAGUGGCACAGCGUUUAGGCAUUCAAUCGCUUCAAUACAACACAUUCUCCUGUAUUAUAGUCUCCACACAACCGGCGAAUCACUCGACACUCAACCCAUUAUUUGGUCACCACUUGUGUUGACUCCACUGCAGCCAACUGUCAUUACCGGUGAGUGGUGUGUGUGUGCUGUGGAUGCGUUUGUGGUGAUGUCCAAACGAGUAGAGUGUCGUAUCCAGUCAUCGCAAUCACGCUUCGAGACCACCGUUGAGAUCGUAUUGAUUUGCGUGCAUCUCAUCCAUCGUUGA